CACAACCCCGAACCGCCCAGUCCCAUCGAGACCGUAAGGCGGAUCCUGCAUGAGACUAUACCCAGAAAGGAACUGCGGCGAGCAGGAAUUUCCUAACAUGAUAUGGAUGUGCCGAAUGCCUAUCAUAGGUACCGCGAUGACGGGCGAGAAGCCUGGCUGGGGGGGAAUGACGAGACGAGCCACAACUUUCCGCGUGGCGCCCUCGCUUUGUGCCUCUUGGGAAACCGGGCAUUCACGUCGAAUCUUCAGGAGUGUCCGGGAAGGAGUCCUAGGUAACUCAUUAAGCCUCCAACACUCAAGCAUCGGCUCUCCCACUUGUCGUUUACCUACAUAACAAGCUGGGACCGAAGACCCCGGGGAAAUCAUAAAGAAGUGAAGUGUCCAGUCCAACCUCCUCAUCGGCUCACCUCCUUGAGGUUCCGCAGCCUUGUCCCAUAUUAUCCACGCUAAUUCAAUAACCGCCAUGUAGCUGGAACAGCCACCUGCCCAAAGUUGGACAAGAUGGAAUUUCAACCCCCCACCGAGCAUUUGGGCCUCUUUCCCCAUUCGUCCUACUUCGAAAAUUCCCUCGUGGGGUCAGCAGAGCCUUAUGACGACUCAAACCCAGACCCCUUUCCCGUCCCUUUUCCCAUUCCUUCUGGUCUCUGGUCAGAUUUGUAUUGGGAAGGGAUCGAUUUCAAUGAUUCACCCAACGCCGCUUACCCUUCCUCUUCUCGUAUUCUUGGGCCGGGGCCGACUCAUGGGGCAGCUCUCUUGAAUCUAAUCCCACUCCCUGCUCCGGCAUCAGCACCGAGACUUCCCAACCCCUCCAGCCAAGCUUUUCCGGAGCCUCAUGGCAUCGUAUCUGAUCAGGCUCUCGACUUUCAUGCAUCUCUCAAUGCAGGACUGGCACCAUCACCGUGCGAAAUCAUCCAUCCACCCCAAAUGAUUGGCGCUGAUACCUACUCUAGCCUGCCUCGAGGGACUUCCGGAAGCGGAGAAGACGACGGCUUCUAUUCAGCGCCUCCAGGCUAUCGAUUGCCUACUUCAGAGAGUCAUCACAAAGUUCAAAACUGGGAUCUCGUGGCGAAGCAACCCAUAGCAAACUUGAACAGUGCAAAUCUUGGACAGCACCAACAUUUAUACUUAUACGGCGCCUUUCAUCUGAAGGCUAACCACUUGUCAUCAAGCAUAAACAAUGCACCGACCUUGGUAGAUGCUGUAUCGUCGUCCCAGCCAUGGCAACCUGUUGGAGUCUCAGGACAUAGUGGUUGGCCGGAUCAAGAAAAUGGAAGCCAUCUCGUCCAGGAGUGUGUUAAUGAGUUGACAGAUGCAGGGAAUCAGUGGCACGGUUCUCAAGAGGAUCUCUACAACUGGUUAACACAGCCUUGCGACGGGUAUGACGGGCAUGAUGUGGAUCGCGAGUCAAUUGGGUUCGACCACUCUGUGGGGGUCCAGUCUCCUCUUGAUGGAUAUGGAAGCCUGAUACCGUACUCAACAUCAUGUACGCCGCAGUUGAGAGACGACCCACGAACCCCGUCUUUGUCGACAAGUGCCACCACUCCUGCGUCGACUGGCAAUUCUGACCCGCCCACCCCAGAGCCUAGCUUGCCAAAGACCAUACCCAAGAGCCAGCCAGCGACUCUCCAGUUCGUUCAGUACACUGCUGGCAGCGACAUAGGUGAUAGGACCUCCAAAAAGCGGCUGACUCAUGACGAUGAUGACAAAGACGGUUCAGCCAAGAUUGUUAGGCAAGAUGUCAUGAGAGAUCAAGAAGGUACAGUCAACGGUUAUCAGUUCGUCUUGCACCCUCAGGAGAAACCCAUCAAAAGGGUUAAGAAAACCGAAGAGCAGAAUAGAACCAGUGCGUUGGCUAGAAAGAACGGGGUUUGUCAUUGGUGUAAGGUGAAGAAGAGAAAGUGUGACCUUCACAAGAAAGGCCCCUUUGAAAGCUGUGGUGUAUGUGCGACUCAGAAGACAUACAAGGGAGUUCUACGAAUGCCCUGCUUCAAAUCGACAUUAGCAGAUAUGCUGUUCUUUCGUGCAGGCCCCGCGGUCAAUGAACCACUUUUCAUUAAGCGAGAAACGGUUUUCAGGCUUACAGAUUUCUCGAAGCCUGAUGUUGGCGUCAUUAGGCUGGAGCUCACACAGAACAUUGGCAAACAUCAUUUGGUGGUGUACGCCGCUCAAUUCGACCCAUUGCCGGGAGACAAACUGUCUUACACGCCAACGGACAGAAGGACGGGACAAAAGCACAAUAUACCGAUGCCCCAUUUCUGUCUGACCCAAUACGAAAAGGUUUGUGAACACAUAAUGGAGUAUUUCUACUCGUCGAAACAAGACUACCUGCAGAUGCUCAAGGGCAAUGGUGGUCUCACUUGGGAUAUUGUGUCCAUGGCCAUCGAAUACGCCAAAACUAAAAAGUGUUCACUUGUUGAUACGGCCCUUGAUCUCUGGGUUAUUUGUAGGAUGAUUGAAGACCCGUGGGAAUUACUGGAGAACAAUAAACUCGGUGUUUCCCGCGUGAAUCUGCCUGGAACCAAAUUCCAUGGCAAAAUCCCAAUUCCUCCGAUGAUGGACACUCAACUGGACCAGGUCAUAAUUCAGAAUGUUCUGAAUCAUCUCCGAGGCAAGCUCAUUGGUUUGUUUGAGAGGAAUAUCUCUCCAGCAAAGCCUGAGACUUGGUUCGAAACCUUUCUUGCCUCGUUCAUCAUGCUCACCCACAUCGAACGGUUGGCGGCACAUUCUGUCCGACAUGCCGAGACCCACACAAUGCCGGUCGGUAACAGAUGAUCAGUACCAGUACACAUGACUGUAUGCUGACAUUGAGGCAGACGAAAUACUCCAACACCAAGUUCCUUGAGCAGGCUUUCUAUACUGCAAAGAUCAUCCUCUCGCGUUCCCACUACGCGUGUAAUGGGUCUGUCCCGUUGGGCCUUGACUGGAAGGACUCCCAGGUCUCUUCGAUGGCCAAGCUCGGGCCCAAAGAAGUUGAAUUCAUGCAGAGAAUACAAAGAGAAUUCAAGAAGAGAGAACAUGAUCUUCGCAAUCUCCCCUCCAAACAUGAAUACGAGACUGACGGGCAUUGGUAUCAUCAGUUAUUCAUCAAAGACUGGGACACGUCCCCUGUCGAUGUAAAGGACCCAUACAAGUGACUGGUUGACCGAAACUCUCGGGUGGGGGAUGGACAGCGCUUUCCUGUCAUGGUGGCAUACAACAGGGACUCUGUUCUCAGCACCAGUACCAGAAACUGGACAGACAACACCCGGUAAUCCCACGCAUGGCGGCUUAAAAAGUAAUUCAAUUCUUGAAGUAUAGUGUAGAUCGUGAUGAAAGCAUUACAAAUUUGAUACCCA
Molecule: messenger RNA, 3335 nt
Organism: Neurospora crassa OR74A
Lineage: Eukaryota; Fungi; Ascomycota; Sordariomycetes; Sordariales; Sordariaceae
Exons: 6
Coding region: 502-2772 (756 amino acids)
Source: RefSeq, a predicted model, not a curated record